CUAACUAAUUUCUUUAAUCAGUUCGAACCACUUUGAGUGGGUGACAAGUGUUUUUAACUUGUAUAUUGUUUGAAUGUAUUAAAAAUUCAAAAUGAACAAAUUUCACUUCCAUCGAGCGCCUGUCUGCAACAAUCUACAAGAGGCUGGGAUAUCUUUGAGUCUGUCCAUGCCUUUUUGCUAGAAAACGAGAAUUUUCCGGUGACGUUUAUAGCGAGAUUUUUUCAACCGAGAUAAGAAAGAAGUUUUCGUUUCGUGUCAAUUAAUGUUUAAUCCAAAAUUAACCCGAGGGUGCUGUUCGGCGCGCGGGGCAUCUUGGGAAAGUUUUGUUUGUGAACUUUUUGGCAACGAUAAUGAACAUUGGCCACAGGACUAGUUGAGAAACAAGAGGCCAAAACUUCACAUGCGAGAAUUCUCCCUCGCGGAUAAAGCGAUCGGACGAUUAGCCUGUGCCGGCGAGAGAAUUCCGGGCUGGAAUUAUUUUCCCUUCAGUCGGCAAAUUUUUUCCGGGGGAUCUACGAUACGGCAAUCAGGAACGCCGAAAGCCGAGUGAUUUUUGCAAAGAGCUGGCAAAGGGCAAAUAACUCGCAGCAGAGAGCAAGCGAUGGAGGAACCUCCUGAAGCGAGCAGGGAAUUCGCACUUCAACAAGAAAGGCAACAAACUGCUGGUGCAGGAAUUAAACGGGAAGCGAUGUCUUUCGAGUCGGAUUUUGAAAAAACAAGAAAAGUCCCAAAGCUUUGUCUUAAAAUAUCUACUUCCGAAGUCAGAAUGGUUGAUAGCUUAGAACACAGGGAAGAGAUGUUUGAGUCUGAUGAUGUGGUCAGGGGUUUGAGUCAGAAGCAUGAAGAAACAGCUCCAGCACUGAGUUGCCACACUUGUGGGGAGGAGAUUUACAGUGAGGAGUUUGUAAAUGAUGAGAAGCUUUACUGCAGUGAGGAAUGUAUGGAAAGAGAAAGUUCUGCAAUGUCAGUGGAUACAACCAGAAGAAGGGUGCAUGCAACGAGACAAGCAUUCAUGUCCGAUCUAGACAGACCUUCCUCUGGUGUUAGAGAUAUGAAGAGGCAGUGCAGAGGCCUUGGAAUGGCAGCAUCCAUCCAAGAGCUUAUUGGGUGUCCUACACCAGGAUGUGAUGGAAAGGGACAUGUGAAUGGAAAGUUUGCAUCACACCGCAGUGUCUACGGAUGUCCCUAUGUACAGAAAACAAACAGGAGGUUUUCAAGGACAGACAAUGGAGAUAAGGAUGCUGAUUCAGAUGCUUCAAGAUGUCCCACUCCAGGAUGUGAUGGUUCAGGACACAAGUCUGGAUUAUUUGCUUCUCACAGAAGUCUGUAUGGAUGUCCAAGAAGGGUUUCUGUGGAUAAAGAUAAAAAUGGUAAGAUGUCAGGAGCUGGAGAUGAGAAUGGAGCAAGGUGUCCCACUCCCGGAUGUGAUGGAACUGGACACAGGACUGGGUUGUACACAUCUCACAGAAGUCUUUCAGGGUGUCCCCUGGCAACAGUUCAGAAGCAGAUUGCUCGGCAAUGUAAGAGUCCACCAGCUACUCCACCACACAAGAAAACACGCCCACCAAAGUACAUUCUAACAGACAAGACACCCCCUCAGGAAAGCCCCACAUCACCAGACUCUGGAAUUUCCUCUGCAUCCAGCACUGAAGACAACUCGGCAAAGAAAGAACUCAACUUUGACUCUGACAAUAAAGAUUACCCAGUUCACUUCACCUUUCCUAAAAGCAAGCCACCCAAAACAAAGGCCGAAACUCCAUCUGUGACCUGUACAUCGACAACGCCAACUGUUACCCUCGCUCCAUUUUCAAUGCCAAGCGUCAUCUCGGCUACGACUGCCGUGGCUGUUGCCAAUUCUGUCAUGAGUGGUAAUUUGGCUUCAUUACCUAAAGAAGUGCCUACGACGGAGUGUUCAGCUGAGGACACUGAGGAUCGAACUGUUAAAGGACCCAUGGAACAAGACAAUGAUGGUGAUGAUGAUGAGGAGGAGGAAGAAGUGAGCUCAGAUGAGAUGUGUCUGGAGGCAAAGGAAGUGGUGCAGUAUUCAUCCUCUGAGAGUUCAUCUGAUGAUGAUGAUGACUUCAAAGAUGAUGGCGAAGACUCUGAUUAUGGAGGAGGGAAAGGUGUCUCAAAGUUUAUUGGUUGUCCCACAGAAGGCUGUGAUGGUUCAGGCCAUGUGAAUGGCCGUUUUGCCACUCAUCGUCGCCUCUCUGGUUGCCCAAGGGUCGCUAGGAACGUGCCUCUUCCAAAAACCCCAACAAAGCGCGAGUUUGGAGCAGAUGGAAAACCCAAAGAGCUUCUUAGUUGCCCAACCCCCAACUGUGACGGGAGGGGUCAUGUCUCAGGACAAUAUGCCACUCACAGGAGUUUAUCAGGGUGCCCAAUGGCGGCCAAAAUGCAGCAACAGGAACACCAAGAAGUUAGGUACAUGUGUCCCACCGUUGGUUGCGAUGGAACAGGUCAUGUGACUGGCAAGUACGCCUCACACAGAAGCUCUGAGAGUUCAUCUGAUGAGGAUGAUGACUUCAAAGAUGAUGGCGAAGACUCUGAUUAUGGAGGAGGGAAAGGUGUCUCAAAGUUUAUUGGUUGUCCCACAGAAGGCUGUGAUGGUUCAGGCCAUGUGAAUGGCCGUUUUGCCACUCAUCGUCGCCUCUCUGGUUGCCCAAGGGUCGCUAGGAACGUGCCUCUUCCAAAAACCCCAACAAAGCGCGAGUUUGGAGCAGAUGGAAAACCCAAAGAACUUCUUAGUUGCCCAACCCCCAACUGUGACGGGAGGGGUCAUGUCUCAGGACAAUAUGCCACUCACAGGAGUUUAUCAGGGUGCCCAAUGGCGGCCAAAAUGCAGCAACAGGAACACCAAGAAGUUAGGUACAUGUGUCCCACCGUUGGUUGCGAUGGAACAGGUCAUGUGACUGGCAAGUACGCCUCACACAGAAGCCUGUCAGGUUGUCCUCUGGCACCAAAGCUUGCUCUUCAAAAUUCUGAAGCCGGUGGGAGUGGUGCACAGUCUGACAAAAGCGGCCCAAUGUGCCCAACUCCGGGAUGUGACGGGACGGGACAUUCCAGCGGUCAGUUCAGCACCCACAGAAGUUUGUCUGGCUGUCCGCUAGUUUCUCCUUCCGAGAAGAAAGUUCUCAUGAGGCAAGAGGCAGAGUCAAAGUUGCUUGCUCAAGCAAAUUCUUUGGAACCUGAAGUCCAGUUGGUUAAAAUUCGUUCAGGGAAAGCUCAACAAGAAAUCGAAAAGGUCCGCGCCUUGGACAAAGAGAUCAACGUCCUUCAAUCGUCCAACGAAGAGUGCGAGAAGCUCAACAAGGAGCUUGACUCCGAGAUCAGCCGCUUGGAGCAAAGGCUGACCGUGUGCAAGGAGGAGACGGCAAGCGACAGGCACAGGACGGGCGUGGUCGAGACGAAGCUUGCCGUGGUACAGACGCGGUUUAUUGCCUCCCUGUCCCAUGUUCAGAUGCCCGACAUCGGCGUCAAACUCACGUUCGACACCAUGGAUAAGUAUAUCGAUAAAUUGCAAGAAAUAAUUGAAGAAAAUUCUACAGAUUAUAUUGGGCUUAUUGGUGAGAUUAAAGAGGCGUUAUCAGAUUUUAAAUUUUAAAUACAGAAAGAGAGAAAAAGAGUUUUAUUAUCGCAUACCAUUGGAAUAUUAUUAAUUACUGAAGUCAGGAAAAUUACAGAUUUUAUUAUAAUACUAAGUAUUUUGAUGUACGCUUAUCAGAUUUCUUUUAAAAUUAUCUGUCAUAGUUAUAGACCUUUCGAAUAGGAUUUUUAAUACGAAAUAAUGCCAAAAGAUAACGUAUUUACUUGUCAGUAGAUAACGAUUUAGUCUUAAUUUCCUCAGUUUUUGGACCUUUCAUUUUCCCAUGUUCUGGUCUCUCUUCCGUGACUACAUAUUUGCAGUUUAUUCCUAAAUUCAUAUUUAAGUCAUAUUUAUACUCACGCUGGCAUAACUUAUGUGACUCUGUCCAUGUUAUAUUAUUAUUUACAAUACUGGUGAAAAUUCUCUCUCCACCCACUUCUGUCGUGUUCUACCUCUUUCGGACUGUUUGUGACUGCUCGUGGGUUCUCGUAAAUGCUCGUAAGUGUUCGUGAAUUCUCGGGAAUGCAUGCUUGUGAGUGCUCCUGCUAUUUGCUGAUUGGACCAAAAGAAUCAGGAACUGGUCGGGGUUUUAGAAAGGCUCGCUCCAGUGACUGUGCAGGUUCCUCCAUAAAUAAUGUCUUUCACUCUUUUGUUUUGCUUUCGCGCCCGCUUUGUUCUUGCGGGGACUGAAGGAUGAAUGAAAGAUUAUCCUAGGCAGACGCUCUUUGGGUUCGUCACACAAUCUUCCUAAGAAUGAUUGCGUGAUGUGUCCAAAGAGCUUCUGCUUAGGAGGCCUUACCUGUUGUGUGGUGGCUAUAUUGGAGUUCAUUACGGGGCCAUCUGGGGAGAGAAAUGUUCGGAAUCCGCUCGGACACUCGGUACACGAUCGGAUGCCCCGAGAAUUUUCGAGUUCUGUCGACAGGCCCAGACCCCGUCAUUUUUCGGGUUAAGACCUCGCAACAGAUCACCGCGUAUUUAAAAUUCAAAAUGGCAGCCACAAAAUGAAGGAGUCGUCUUUAAUUAGUCCUCUGUUUUUGAUGUGAGUGCUUCCUGUGCCCAAGGAGCAACUAACCAUGACGUUUUCGGGUCAGAAGUACUCCUGCAGACAGAGACUUUUGUUCACUAAUUCAGGUUGCACAGGUUCUUCAGGGAACUUUAAUUUCUGAUUUUCCAAUGGGAUGGUAACCUUGCCUUUUAUGGUUUGGUUUCUUCUCUGGUUAUCUUCUCAUCUUUUCAUAGGCUACAUCUGUGUGGCCAGAUGUCAGAAUCUCAUAACCCUUGUAUUCCAUUUGUGGUACUGUUUUCUUUUUUUCCAAACUUCUUUGCUUCACGUCUUCGAAGGAAAUUUAAUUGCAAUAGACUCGCCGAGUACAUUCUGUAUUGUUUCGCCCUCAUCUUUACCUAGUGGAGAAAGAAAUUGUAUAAACGACUUUUACUUGUGGAUUUAUUGUACAAAAAUUACACGAAUUUAUAACCGCUAGAGUCGAAUAAAAUAGAAAAUGGUAAUUCAACCAAUGACAUAAGCCACUAAGGUUAUGUGUCCCGGGGGGGUGUACUCCCAGAAAAAUUGGGUGGGGAUGUGCAGCCUACUUUCCAAAACCCCUUAUUCUAGUUAAGACCAAGAUCUGUGAUUUUCCCUACCCUAUGUAUGACCUGACCAAAAAUUUGAUACCCCAUUUAAGACCUGACUCUUAAAUCAUUACCGUGUUACAGACUCGCCUUGUGAUCACUUCCUUAGUUCAGAACGAUGUUAAAGGAAUUGUGUAGGGCUUUUGUUGAUGGUCUUACCACUGAUGUUGAGAACGUUGCUUUUUCUAAAAACAAAACAAACCCAAUUCAAGACUAGAGUGCAAGAACCAUCCCCUAUUUGAGACCAAAAUGUCCAAA
Messenger RNA from Orbicella faveolata, 5473 nucleotides. RefSeq lists its product as uncharacterized. The record is from RefSeq and is a predicted model, not a curated record. NCBI's taxonomy places the organism in Eukaryota, Metazoa, Cnidaria, Anthozoa, Scleractinia, Merulinidae. Gene Ontology annotation, molecular function: zinc ion binding; DNA-binding transcription factor activity, RNA polymerase II-specific; RNA polymerase II cis-regulatory region sequence-specific DNA binding. Gene Ontology annotation, biological process: regulation of transcription by RNA polymerase II. Gene Ontology annotation, cellular component: nucleus.